CUGAAUUAUCAGUGGUCUGGCACGGCCAGAUGAGCGAUGUGGCUUCACCAUGGCCAUGGCAAUUGGCUGUUUCAUCUCAGUGAACAGGGUUUCAUACUUGGCUGCCUUGGUGCCUUUCCCCGUGAGGUUAAUCAUCCUUGGUUUGGAUAUUUUCAGACGCAUAGCAUGUGUGGCACAGUCAAUGCAGUUCUGCCAGUGGCUGUGUCGCCAUGAUCGUGACGGUGGAUAGAGGCUGUUGGUUGCUGAAGGUGUACAGGGGAAAUGGCAUAUAAGGGCUGAGAUAUCUGUGGUCGUCGUUGUCUUCAAGUCAACAGCACAUUUCUCAGAAUUGACAUCACACCUCAGUGGCAGGUAAUCAUCACAUUAGCAAGCACAAUGUCCUAUCCCGAUCUAUCUACCAUCCUCGAAGUCUACCCUGAAUGCGAGUACACCUGCUACGGGUACGCCCCAUCCCAACGGCGCCGCUGCAGAAUGCGAACAAGGAAAGACAACCGAGACAGGGCUUCCCGGCUCCUCAAAGAGGGCACCAGAUUCCUCCAACACGACCUACCCGUCGACGGUCUGCUCAUUGAGCUAGCCCCGCUAGUUCUCUGCAAACGCUUCCACCAAUACCAGGCAGACGACCUGGUCCGCGACUGGCGGGCUAAGCUGCGGGCGUUCCAGCAGCAGACUCUUCUGGCUGCUAUAUCGAAAUCCCUCCAAGAGCUUGUGGAGAGUCGGGCGCGUUCGCUUACUGCUGGGUCGGCGGGUCAGCGUUUCUCAGAAAGAGUUUUGAGUCUCCCACGGUUGGAGAGGUCGGCUGCUAUUGUAACGGAGGAAGAAGGAGGAGAUAGGGAGGACGAACCUGAGCCUCAACCUGAACCUCAACCUGAGCCUGGACUUUCUCCCAGCCGGACAUCUACCGAGUCUUCGUCGCCAGCUGUCCCCAGUGGUGCCGCGGAGCCAACCGUCGCUCAGAGCGAGCCCAGAAGAACCACUCGCAAACCAAUUGAAGGAGACUGUGAUAUCUGCAUGUGUCCUCUACGAGAACAAGACAGUGAUGAAGACGGCGAGGGAUCAGAUGACGGCGAUGGUGAAAAUGACAAUAAUGUGUCCGACACAGCGUCCGACAAUGAACACGAUGACAACGAAGAAGACAAUAUUGACGACCUUGUAUACUGCAAAAAUCAGUGCGGUAAGAAUUACCACAAAGCCUGCAUCGACGUGUGGCUUGCUACUCAGCGUGCAUUUCGAACCCCACGCGGGGAUCCUGUCUGCCCGUCCUGCCCCAACUGUCGAGCAGUGUGGUCAUCCUGAUUUCAUCAUUCUGCGGGGAGUCUUGGUGUUUGUCUAUUUACUUUUGUGACCCCACUUCCUUCCUAAGUUAUUAUUAUAAUGAGUCAGAUAUUCCCUGUACAGUCAUGCCUG
Molecule: messenger RNA, 1407 nt
Organism: Aspergillus novofumigatus IBT 16806
Lineage: Eukaryota; Fungi; Ascomycota; Eurotiomycetes; Eurotiales; Aspergillaceae
Exons: 1
Coding region: 376-1296 (306 amino acids)
Molecular function (GO): ubiquitin protein ligase activity
Source: RefSeq, a predicted model, not a curated record